Stylonychia lemnae is the source of this 2631-nucleotide messenger RNA. The record is from the annotation of a GenBank genome assembly. Lineage: Eukaryota; Ciliophora; Spirotrichea; Sporadotrichida; Oxytrichidae.
AUGUCGACUGAGAAGUCCAGUAGUGCUAUUAAUUUGGCCUAAGGUAAAAGCAUGCCUGCUAUUGACUCAGAAGAAUACAAGAAUUUGACAAUGAAGGAAAAGAAAAUGUUAGCUUUAAUGACUGAGAAGAAGCAAACAGAACAGAAAAGAGUCACUAAAACUUAGAAAACUCAAGAAGAAGUAUUGAAAAAAUUCAAAUUGAAGCAUGACCUCUUAAAAAAAAAGGAUGGGGAUCAUGAUCUAUUAGUUGACGGGCAUUCUGAGAAGAUUUAGCCUACUUAUCAUAGAGCAAUAACCACUUCUGCAAGCGAAGUCUAUAUGGAAUAAUAAGAUCCUGAGUUCAUGAUAAGAUGUAGAAGUAAAUUUAAAUUAUACUGGGACAUUGUCAUCAUUAUAAUGGCUCUUUACAACUCUAUCAUUAUACCAGUUGAAAUUGCUUUUAAUCCAAUGGAGCUAAACAGUGCUGCUGAAAUAACAAUAGAAUCCCUGAUUAACUUAGUGUUCAUGAUUGAUAUCUUCCUUAACUUUAGAAUCACUUACAUAUCAUCUAUUAGUGGAGAUGAGAUAUUUGAUGCAAGAAUGAUCACUUAAAAUUACCUAACAAAUGGAAGAUUUGUGCUUGAUGUUUUAUCAAGUAUCCCAUUCAAUGCUGUCGGUAGUUCAUCAGAUAUACUACCUAUAUUAGGAAUGCUUAAACUAUUCAGAGUAGGAAGAAUAUCAAUAGUCAUUAGAAAUCUAAAUAUGAGUGCUGAUACAAAAGCUUUUCUUAGAGUACUCUGGCUGAUUUUCUUUCUGUUUAUGUAUACUCACAUUAUUGGAUGUCUUUGGUUUUACGUUGUGAAUCAAAAUGAUAAAUGGGUUCCUAAGAAAGAUCAAAUAUUUGAAGAUUAAUUUGCUUAUGAGGUUUAUUCAUCUGGCUUGCUAAGACAAUAUCUGGUAGCAUUUUAUACUGCCUACUUCUUAAUUGCUGGUGGUGAAAUGUCUCCACAGACAGAUACUGAGAUAACUUUGGCCUUUAUAAUUAUGCUUUUCUCUUCUAUGGUAUUAGCAAAUAUCUUCGUUCAAAUGACUGUUCUAAAUAGCUAAAUAAACCACAAAACUAUGAAAUUCCAAGAAUAACUUGAUACUAUUAAUACUGCUAUGGAAAAUCUAGCUCUGCCUUCGAAUCUAAAAAAAGAAAUCAAAGAAUAUUUCAUUAAUACCUUUUCAAGAAUGGAUCAGUAAAGAGAACUGAAUCAUUUCUUAGACGACAUAUCCCCAUCACUUAGACUACAAAUCUCAUUCUAGAUUUUCCACGUAGCUCUUGAGUCAAACAUAGUCUUCCACAGUUUUCUUAGUGGACAUGGCAGCGGACAUGACUAGCAUGGAGGUCAUGGUGAUCAAGGUGGGCAUGGAUCAAGUGUUGAUGCAGGAGGAGAGCAUUCAAUCAUGAAUUUCAUCGUUAAAAGAUUAAAGGUCGAACUCGCCACUCCAGAGUAAAUCUUUGUAAGUCAAGAUGAUGAAGUUACUGAGGAUACCUGUUAUAUGUUUUUCUUGGCUAAAGGAGACUGUGUCGUUAUGAUUAAAGAUAGAGUUUAAGAUGGACAUGAAGAGAUCAAACAUAGAUCACUACUACCUGGAGAUCAUUUCGGAGAAAUUUCAAUGAUUUAUGGAUGUGCAAGAACUGCAACUGUAAAGGCAAAUAAUUAUUGUACUUUGGCAAAGUUAUCAAAGGAGCAUUUUGAAGAAAUGAUCCAUAAAACACCUCAACUCUUAGAUAAAUUCAAAACUAAGAUUUAUCACUAUGAUGAUAAUGUUAAGCUAUUUCUAGAAAAGCAAUUAGACUCUAUUGAUUAUCUUUAAUCUGUUCCAUUCUAGACAAAGCAUGACCUAAUGUACAAGCUCAAAAAAAUGAACUUUGAAAAAGAUGGUUUCCUUUACAAAAUUGAUGAUAUUGCAACUAGGAUGUAUAUAAUUCAGUAAGGAGAGGUUUAAAUUGAAUUAACCUUAGGAGAUGAAACUUUUGUGAUUGAGAAACUUACCAGAGGAUGUAUUUUAAAUCACAGAGGCUUCCUAUUUGCUGACCAAAAUGACACUAAUGCUAGGUGUACUACUACCGUGACUUGCUACGCUCUCGAUAUUGAUGAUCUAGAAAAUAUUCGUAAGGAUUCAAAGGAACUAGAUGAAUCAGUCAAAGAAUUAGAGAAAUAUCUGCUCAGUCUUAAAAAUCCUAUAGCUCUCGACUAUAUUUUAAAAUUCCCAAGAGAAAAGAGAUCGCCAAGAUCAUUUGAUCUUGAAAAGAGAAGAAAUUAAUUGACAGUUUAGCUUAAAAAUGCUGCUACGUAAAUUUGGCUUAAAAUAAGAGAGGAGAGAAAGAAACCUAAGCUCAAUGAAAUUCUAAAGAUGAUAAUAAAGAAGAGAAGAGACGAAGCUAAGAAUAAAGGAAAACCAAAAAAAGAAGAGGACAAGAAAAUUCUUCCAACAAUGGCUUUAAAUUUAGAUCCUAUAUCUAAGAAGUAUCACGAGCUCUACAACGAAAUUUUCAACAUUAACAUGAAAAUUUUAGAUACUGGAAACGAGAUUGAUUCAAUAGAAUGGAAAGUUGUUAAUCUAUAAAAGGAGGUCAAAGCAGAUAAAAAAAAGAAGAUCUGA